Zalophus californianus (California sea lion) is the source of this 4290-nucleotide messenger RNA. RefSeq names its product mediator complex subunit 25 (gene MED25). Gene Ontology annotation, cellular component: transcription regulator complex; mediator complex. The record is from RefSeq and is a predicted model, not a curated record. Gene Ontology annotation, biological process: positive regulation of transcription by RNA polymerase II. NCBI's taxonomy places the organism in Eukaryota, Metazoa, Chordata, Mammalia, Carnivora, Otariidae. The transcript is spliced from 18 exons. Bases 132 to 2699 code for a protein of 855 amino acids.
AGAUGGCGGCCGACUGCUCCUCUCUCAAUAUAUGUCACUCCACAGUCCUGACAGUAAUUCAGUCUUCCCCGUCGGGCCCCCGAAGGGGUUCGCUAUGCUCUUAAUCUUGCACGCGGUGGGUACGAACGAGGAUGGACACAGAACCAACGCUUCCUCCUCGCCCCGCACAAACAUGGCCGAAGGCGCGUCAAGCAGCGGCGCUAAGACGUCCGACGCCGGGGCACGCGCAGCGCAGGCGCACUUCCGCUCAUCCCGCAGCGGCUGCGGUGGCGGCGGCGGCGGUGGCGGCGGUGGCGGCUGCUGCGCGGGGCAUGGUCCCCGGGUCGGAGGGCCCGGCCCGAGCCGGGGGCCUCGUGGCUGAUGUGGUGUUUGUGAUUGAGGGCACAGCCAACCUGGGGCCUUACUUCGAAGGGCUGCGCAAGCACUACCUGCUUCCGGCCAUCGAGUAUUUUAAUGGUGGUCCUCCUGCCGAGACGGACUUCGGGGGAGACUAUGGGGGAACCCAGUACAGCCUCGUGGUGUUCAACACGGUGGACUGCGCUCCCGAGUCCUACGUUCAGUGUCACGCUCCCACCAGCAGCGCCUAUGAGUUUGUCACCUGGCUCGAUGGCAUUAAGUUCAUGGGCGGGGGUGGUGAGAGUUGCAGCCUCAUCGCGGAAGGCCUCAGCACGGCCCUGCAGCUCUUCGAUGACUUCAAGAAGAUGCGGGAGCAGAUCGGCCAGACACACCGCGUCUGCCUCCUUAUCUGUAACUCGCCCCCGUACCUUCUCCCUGCUGUCGAGAGCACCACGUACUCUGGGUACACGACGGAGAGUCUUGUGCAGAAGAUAGGGGAGCAAGGGAUCCACUUCUCCAUAGUGUCUCCCCGGAAGCUGCCUGCCCUAAGACUUCUGUUCGAGAAGGCAGCUCCCCCGGCCUUGCUGGAGCCACUGCAGCCACCAACAGACGUGAGCCAGGACCCCCGGCACAUGGUGCUGGUGCGGGGGCUCGUGCUGCCGGUUGGGGGUGGUUCAGCCCCAGGCCCCCUCCAGCCAAAGCAGCCUGUCCCCCUGCCUGCAGCUCCACCCUCGGGUGCCUCACUCUCAGCAGCCCCCCAGCAGCCUCUGCCCCCUGUCCCCCAGCAGUAUCAGGUGCCUGGGAACCUGAGCGCAGCUCAAGUGGCGGCCCAGAAUGCAGUGGAAGCUGCCAAGAACCAGAAGGCUGGGCUAGGCCCACGCUUCUCACCCAUUAACCCUCUCCAGCAAGCUGCUUCAGGAGUGGGUCCCCCCUUCAGCCAGGCACCGGCCCCACCACUACCCCCGGGGCCCCCUGGCGCCCCCAAGCCACCCCCUGCUUCCCAGCCCAGCCUGGUCUCCACCGUGGCUCCUGGCCCAGGCCUGGCCCCCACUGCACAACCUGGGGCACCGUCCAUGGCGGGCUCGGUGGCCCCAGGUGGGGUGAGCGGCCCUUCUCCAGCCCAGCUAGGGGCCCCAGCCCUCGGGGGGCAGCAGUCAGUCUCCAACAAACUCCUGGCCUGGAGCGGGGUCCUCGAGUGGCAGGAGAAGCCCAAACCUGCCUCCGUGGACGCCAACACCAAGCUGACGCGGUCGCUGCCUUGCCAGGUCUAUGUGAAUCACGGCGAGAACUUGAAGACAGAGCAGUGGCCCCAGAAGCUGAUCAUGCAGCUCAUCCCACAGCAGCUGCUCACCACCCUGGGCCCUUUGUUCCGGAACUCGAGGAUGGUGCAGUUCCAUUUCACCAACAAGGACCUGGAGUCCCUGAAAGGCCUCUAUCGCAUCAUGGGCAAUGGCUUUGCUGGCUGCGUGCACUUCCCCCACACGGCCCCCUGCGAGGUGCGGGUGCUCAUGCUCCUAUACUCGUCCAAGAAGAAGAUCUUCAUGGGCCUCAUCCCCUACGACCAGAGUGGCUUCGUCAACGGCAUCCGGCAGGUCAUCACCAACCACAAGCAAGUCCAGCAGCAGAAGCUGGAGCAGCAGCGUGGGAUGGGGGCACAGCAGGCACCCCCUGGGCUGGGCCCCAUUCUGGAGGACCAGGCGAGACCCUCUCAGAAUCUGCUCCAGCUCCGCCCACCACAGCCCCAGCCUCAGGGCUCUGUGGGGGCUUCUGCGGCCUCAGGACAGCCCCCGCCCCAGGGUGCUGCCCAGGCCCCCCCAGGCGCCCCCCAAGGCCCUCCUGGAGCAGCCCCUGGCCCUCCCCCUCCUGGACCCAUCCUUCGGCCUCAGAACCCUGGGGCCAACCCCCAACUGCGGAGUCUCCUCCUCAACCCACCUCCGCCCCAGAGCGGGGUGCCCCCACCCCAAGCCUCCCUCCACCACCUCCAGCCACCAGGGGCUCCUGCACUGUUGCCCCCACCACACCAGGGCCUGGGGCAACCCCAGCUGGGGCCCCCCCUCCUGCAUCCGCCUCCUGCCCAGUCCUGGUCCACACAGCUUCCCCCAAGAGCUCCACUGCCAGUGGCAAAACGAAAGAGAGACCGAGAGGGCCACGUGUUUCGAGAAAAAUGGGAGCGAGCCUAUUUCUUUGUGGAAGUGAAGAGCAUGCCUAUGUGUUUAAUAUGCAAAAAAAUCGUAUCUGUGUUGAAAGAAUACAACCUGAGACGUCAUUACGAAUCAAAGCACAGUAAGAGCUUCGACCAGUACACAGAACAGAUGCGAGACGCCAUACUCAGUGAACUGAAAAAGGGCCUCAAGUGUCAGUAGGGUUUGCUUUGGAAAGAAAGCAGGUCUGAGAAGCGGUGUCGCUGAAAAGUGCAGUUCGAGUAAUGAGCAAAGCACGACCUGGGCGUUAAAGCCUUCCACUGUUGGCGAGUUUGUAAAGGAGCAGGACAGUGGUUCCUGGACAGAGACGUUCGCCUGUUGAGACUAUCCUUUCGGCCUGACGGGCGUUUGCAUUGUGCCGUGAGUUGAAGAUAAAACCAGAAGAUUUCCAAGUCCAGUUGCUUGAAAGAGUCAACUCCACUGUGGCCUUUUCUAUCGUUGCUCAUGAACUCUUACCACCCAGUUAGCUUUAUUUAUUUGUGGUAUGGAGAAUUUUGACGCGACCGAAGAAGUCUGUGACACGGUGCCCAGGCAGGCCCGACGCUGGGCGAUGAGCUAUUUUGUGUGUGUAUUGACAGAAAUACACAGACUGGCAAGAACUCCUAAGCACAGUCACAGACCGUUGUGGUAAUGUAAUGAUCCAUGUCACGGGCCUUGUUAGGGCACCUCAAUCCCAGGAGGCAACACUUGGUGAGGACGCAAGUCAGCUCGUUGCCUCAAUCACCAGGACUUGAGUUGUGUUCAGAAGGCACACGGAACACACGGCAGAUAUCCUCAACACGCCCCUGUGCUUUAACCACGGGCAGGUGGACAGUGACCUUGACCCGAUGUAUUUGACAGAAGCUCUGUGACCUGGUAGUCACGUAACGGUGUGGAAGGGAUCUGCACUGUUGAAAUACGUCGACUUGGUUCAUCUCCAAUGAGAUGAAGGCCACACCUUGGUUCCCCUGAGAAGGUCGGUCAAAGACUUUUGGUCGAAGUUACACCCCCCCCCGCCCCCGCCAAACACUAGUUCUCUGCAAAGACGUUCACAAACAGCUACUUGAAUGUAUGAUCGUGUUUGCCCAGUCCUGGCAAAAACGGGGAAGCCACUGGCAAGGAAUAGUUCCUUCGCUGCAGUUGGUUUCCAGAAACAAAAGACAUGGCCUGGACCAUAUUCACCCAGCUGGUGGGGUUCAAGACCAAAUUCCCCCAAAGGUUCUCCACAUCUAGACUCUGUGAAAAUGAACUAACACUGUCCAGCUUGCCUUCGUCGGUUACUGUCGAUGAUGUGAAUGCAGACCACAAGUUGUAGUUACUGAACUACAGGGCAGUAGGGUGCUGAUUCCUAACUGUGACACCACUGGAAGAUCAUACCCCUACAAGUCUCCAGCAGUUGUCUUGAAUUUCGGUGUUUGGAGGUGCCCACGCUUGUAAACAGCUGUUUUCCGUUACAAAAUUGAUUCAAAUUAAAUAACCGUUCCCAGUUAAGGAUUCAAGGUUGAAUUCUAAACUGCCCGUCCCACCGUGACAUCCACAGCCUGAUGCUGACCUCUCGGUGCGGAAGGGGGGUGAGUUCAGCCUUCUGGCUUCAAAAUCAAAGGAGCAAAAGAAUUAUGAAAGAGAAAAUUUUAAUAAUUAAAUAUUUCUAUUUUUCAAUUUGUAUUUUUUCAAUUUUGAAUUUGAAAUAUAAACUCCAGUAUCAUACAUGUUUGUAUUCUGUUCCGUGCAUUCACCAUCGUUCAGUAAAGAUACAAUUUGAUUUGAUUUCUGG